Molecule: messenger RNA, 1751 nt
Organism: Rhagoletis pomonella (apple maggot)
Lineage: Eukaryota; Metazoa; Arthropoda; Insecta; Diptera; Tephritidae
Product: DNA N6-methyl adenine demethylase-like
Exons: 3
Coding region: 258-1652 (464 amino acids)
Cellular component (GO): nucleus
Molecular function (GO): methyl-CpG binding; zinc ion binding
Source: RefSeq, a predicted model, not a curated record
CUCAGCCUCCGCCUGCUCGGCCCACUCCUCAACAGCAUCUGCCCACCACCACCUCAACCUCCAAUGCCACCACCAGCAGCAGCAACCACAACAGUAACAGCAAUAAUGAUCAGCAGCAGCAGCAGCAACAACAACAACAGCAACAGCAGCACUCAGCUGUAAGUUCUCAAUCUAACGGCAACGCCAACAGCGGCAGCAGCAGCAAUAGCAGCGCCGCCAACUCCAAUAGCAACAAUAAUUAUACGCGUCCUUGGGAAAUGGAUACCAAGGACCAUCACAGCCACAGCAGUACAUUGAAGAGUGCAGGUCUCGGCAAUGGAGGCGGCAACGGUCCCGGUAAUGGCAGAGAACAUCUUGGAGGAGCCGGCGGCUUCGAGCCCUUCUCCAAGCUGCCCUCUUUCCAAAGUCAAUUUCAUGGCUACAACGACCCGCUCAUGUCCGAUGGCAUUGCGGCCAUGGCUUCGUCGGUGCUACCGCCGUCAAUGUCCUCACUCCAGACGGUUGCCAUGUCACCAGCAAGCAUUUCAGUCAGUUCGCCAGGUAUGGUAAGUGUGGGUUCACCAUUGACGCAACUAUCUGGCUUGCAGGCGAGCAUUACACCACCUUCAUCUGCCACAGCCGCGUCGUCGUUUGCCCCGCUUGGUGCACCUCCACCGCCAAAUACAUUUCAUCAUUUGGGCGCAGUAAACACGCAUGGACAUCACCGAAGCAGUGCCUCUUACGCGCCGCUAAUGCCCACUAAUACCGGUGCUAUGGGCAGCUAUGGUUCAAGUGGCGCGCUGGACGACGGACGUCAUCAUCUGCCUUUAUACCAGGCACUUACGCCCACUUAUGCUACCCCGCCGGCACCAAGUGCACUUGCGCCUAUCUCGUCGCAACAUACACUCGGUGGAUUGGGAGGAAUCGGUGCGUUUAGCGGUGUUGGUAAGAAAGAUACCACUCAGACAUAUGAUCUCAAUAACGGCAACGGUGGUCUCACACUGAGCGCAGCGACUAUCAAUACAGCUAAUACCAAUGUUACACCGAUGGGGAUGCACACACCAACCACGCCUUCAUAUGUAGAUGGUAGUGGCGGUGUUACUAUGAUGGAUACAUCAAACGGAGCUUCUGGAUAUCACACGCCACACUCCACCCAUGCUGGUAGUUCCAGCGGUGCUGGUGCUGGCGCUAGUGGGCCACAUACACCACAUACUCCGCAUACGACGCAACCGCAUACUCCUACUCCCUCCACCACCACGCAAAUCAAGGUCGAGAAGGUACUGAAUUCGCCUAUUGCGCGGGUGGAUGCGAGAAAAAAGGAACGACGGAAAAAUCGGGCGAAUUCGCUCGAGUCCAGCGCCGAGUCUGAGGCAAGUGCUAUGGAUGUUGAUCCCAGCAAUCCCGGACAAGUGGAUGCGGUCUCGAGCACGGCCAACUUCAAAAGUCCACUGAGCGCGCUGGGAAUGGGCGAUAGUAACGACACCAACAGCGACAAACAGUCGAAGAAAAAACGCAAAAGGUGCGGCGAAUGCAUCGGAUGUCAACGUAAGGACAAUUGCGGCGAGUGCGCUCCUUGUCGCAAUGACAAAAGUCACCAAAUUUGUAAGCAGCGACGUUGCGAGAAGCUCACUGAGAAGAAGGAACCCAAAGCCAAACAAGUAUGUAACGCAUGAUUUUAUUCUAUUUUAGUUAAUAUACAAUAUCAUACUAUAUUAAUUAAUUACGAGUGGAUAAUAUCUACAAUCUCAAAGUCGUAAUACUGCGGUUGAAUU